Oreochromis niloticus (Nile tilapia) is the source of this 9218-nucleotide messenger RNA. It is a transcript of the gene kcnma1a, whose product is annotated as potassium large conductance calcium-activated channel, subfamily M, alpha member 1a. NCBI's taxonomy places the organism in Eukaryota, Metazoa, Chordata, Actinopteri, Cichliformes, Cichlidae. The record is from RefSeq and is a predicted model, not a curated record. Gene Ontology annotation, molecular function: large conductance calcium-activated potassium channel activity. The transcript has 36 exons. Gene Ontology annotation, biological process: potassium ion transmembrane transport. Gene Ontology annotation, cellular component: postsynaptic membrane. The coding region runs from base 897 to 4934 and encodes 1345 amino acids.
CAAUAAAGACGCAAAGGCGCAAUUGUAGCCCACUUCUUCUUUAUAAGUCCGAGCAGCGGACUCCGGUCGGUACUUGGAAUAAACGGUAUUUCUGCCCUCUGUCCAUCUUUAUUAUUAGCGCUUCGCUCCGCCCUCCUACCUGUAAAUCUCCCCGCUCUCCUCUGGAGCGGAUCUGACAGGCGCUCUCAGCUGGCCGCUCCGUGCCAGGGCUGCAGGGGACCGAAUGGAGACAGCGAUAACCACCCGAGCGCCAGCCCUUUUACGCAGAAUUGACAACGAAAACGCCCGCAAGAAAACAGUCUUCUUCUCUGCAGUGACAGCUACACACCUCUAGAAUUAAAUUAGAUUAAUGUGCACUUUCCCCCAGCUUUUCCAACCUUUUUUUUUCUUUUCCAGCCCGCUCACAUUCGAUUGACGCUUCAAGAAAGUGAAAUCGAUUCUCCGCCUGUGAAUCGACAGGAUACCUGAAUGGAAGACGGCUAGAGGUCGCCUCGCCGAGAACGGGCUGCAACAAUUUUCCCCGGCGCUGUGUUUACAUUAACCGAAAUAUCAGUGGCAGCCUCGACGGCUGCAAACGAUGCCGUCUCUGCCAUGGCAUAUGGCGUGAUAGAGCCAGAGAACCCCCUCGGAACGAGAAGCGCCUAAGAUUCGUCAUUAUUGCGGAUUUAAAUGCCUCUCGCCAAAGGCCACCGACCCGCUGUUUUGGAUAGGUUCGCGUGUGCCGUGUCUCCUUCUGUCACGAACAAACAAUUCACAGGCUUGUGAAAAACAGAAAGAGACUUCAUCGGGUGGGUGAACAUAAUCUACAGCAAAGAGGGAGAUUUUUUUUUUUUCCCAAGCAAUAUGGCUGGUGAGUGGGGCUGGGGACGCUGGCACAGGCUCUCCAAGGCUCCUAAAUGCUAGCUGAGGCAGAUGGCACGGUUCCCCAUGGAAGCGACAGCUCUAUGAGGACAAGCAAUAUCAAUAAUAACAUAAAUCCGGACUCUUCAAUCUUAAUAUCGAGGAUGGCAGACGUUGUCAUCCCGUACUCGUCCGAGGUGCCCUGCGACAAUAAUGGCCAGCGCAUGUGGUGGGCAUUCCUCGCCUCCUCCAUGGUGACGUUUUUUGGGGGUCUCUUCAUCAUUCUGCUAUGGAGGACCCUCAAAUAUCUGUGGACUGUUUGCUGUCACUGCAACAUUAAAAACAAGGAGGCUCAGAAGGUGAACAACCCCGCCAACAAUCAGGCAGCAGACAGAGCACCAAAGGGCCCUGAUGAGAAGGAGGAGGCGCCAGCCAAUGAAGUGGGAUGGAUGACUUCAGUCAAAGACUGGGCCGGUGUCAUGAUCUCCGCUCAGACACUCACUGGCAGAGUUCUUGUGGUGUUAGUCUUUGCACUCAGCAUCGGGGCCCUUGGAAUAUACUUUAUAGACUCCUCAGAUCCUAUAGAAUCCUGCCAGAACUUCUACAAAGAUUUCACGUUACAGAUUGAUAUGGCCUUCAACGUAUUCUUCCUUCUUUACUUUGGCCUGCGGUUUAUAGCAGCCAAUGACAAGCUGUGGUUCUGGCUGGAGGUCAACUCAGUGGUUGACUUCUUCACUGUUCCUCCUGUGUUCGUCUCUGUCUACUUAAACAGAAGCUGGCUUGGUUUAAGAUUCCUGAGAGCACUAAGAUUGAUACAGUUCUCAGAAAUUUUGCAAUUCUUAAAUAUCUUGAAAACAAGCAAUUCCAUCAAGCUGGUGAACCUGUGUUCCAUCUUCAUAAGCACAUGGCUCACAGCUGCUGGAUUCAUACAUUUGGUGGAAAACUCAGGGGAUCCUUGGGAAAACUUCCAAAAUUCCCAGUCACUAUCAUAUUGGGAAUGUGUCUACUUGCUGAUGGUGACUAUGUCUACAGUGGGCUACGGGGAUGUCUAUGCAAGAACCACCUUGGGGCGCCUCUUUAUGGUCUUCUUCAUCCUUGGCGGUUUGGCCAUGUUUGCCAGCUACGUCCCUGAAAUCAUAGAGUUAAUAGGAAACCGCAAGAAAUAUGGUGGUUCCUAUAGUGCGGUUAAUGGGAGAAAGCACAUUGUGGUCUGUGGUCAUAUUACCCUCGAAAGUGUCUCCAACUUCCUCAAAGACUUCCUACACAAGGACAGGGAUGAUGUCAAUGUAGAAAUUGUUUUUCUCCAUAAUAUUUCCCCUAAUCUUGAGCUGGAAGCCUUGUUCAAACGCCAUUUUACCCAAGUAGAGUUCUACCAGGGAUCGGUUCUCAACCCUCAUGAUCUGGCUCGAGUGAAGAUCGAGUCAGCAGAUGCCUGCUUAAUCCUAGCCAACAAGUACUGUGCAGAUCCUGAUGCUGAAGAUGCCUCCAACAUCAUGAGGGUCAUUUCCAUCAAGAACUAUCACCCCAAGAUCAGAAUAAUCACACAGAUGCUGCAGUAUCACAAUAAGGCCCAUCUACUGAAUAUUCCAAGCUGGAACUGGAAGGAGGGUGACGAUGCUAUCUGCUUGGCAGAGCUGAAGGCAGGCUUCAUUGCGCAGAGUUGUCUGGCCCAGGGCCUGUCGACAAUGCUAGCUAACCUCUUCUCCAUGAGGUCCUUUAUUGAGAUCGAGGAGGACACAUGGCAGAAGUAUUACCUUGAAGGAGUGGCUAAUGAGAUGUACACAGAGUAUUUGUCCAGUGCCUUUGUAGGCCUCUCCUUCCCCAUGGUCUGCGAGCUGUGUUACGUGAAACUGAAGCUGUUGCUUAUUGCCAUUGAAUUCAAGUCUGAGCAGAGAGAGAGCAGAAGCCGAAAGCGCAUUCUCAUCAACCCGGGCAACCAUGUCAAGCUGCAGGAGGGAACACUGGGAUUUUUUAUCGCUAGUGAUGCCAAAGAAGUAAAAAGAGCAUUUUUCUACUGCAAAGCUUGUCAUGAUGACAUCACAGACCCCAAACGGAUCAAGAAGUGCGGCUGCAAGCGACUGAUUUAUUCCAAGAUGUCCGUCUACAAACGAAUGAAACUGGCAUGUUGUUUUGAUUGCGGCCGUUCAGAGCAAGACUGCUCUUGCAUGUCAGGCAGUGUACAUAGUAACAUGGACACCCUUCAGAGGGCCUACCCACUUUCCUCUGUCUCUGUUCAUGAUUGCGCAACCACUUUACGUGCCUCCAUUAGACCGUCAUUACAUCUCAUUACAGCCAAAUAUAAGUAUAACGGAUUUGUCAGAUCACCAGCAGAUGGCGCUACAACACCAGGAAACAGUGGAAGCCAUAAAGAGGCUGGCGUUCGAUUCAAAGCUGAUUGCAAUAUAGUCGAAGACGAGCAUCCGUCAACGCUCUCGCCCAAAAAAAAGCAGCGCAACGGAGGGAUGCGAAACUCACCCAACUGCUCGCCCAAAAUGAUGAGCCGACACGACCCCCUUCUAAUUCCUGGAAAUGAACAAAUUGAGAAUAUGGACAUGAACGUGAAGAGGUAUGACUCGACAGGGAUGUUUCACUGGUGCCCUUCAAAAGACAUCGAAAAAGUCAUCCUGACCCGGAGUGAAGCCUCCAUGACAGUGCUAAGCGGCCAUGUAGUGGUCUGUAUAUUUGGGGAUGUCACGUCCGCUUUAGUGGGGCUGCGAAACUUGGUGAUGCCUUUAAGAGCCAGCAACUUCCAUUACCACGAGCUAAAGCCUAUAGUUUUUGUGGGCUCGCUGGAUUACCUUCGGAGAGAGUGGGAAACUUUACACAACUUCCCCAAGGUCUCCAUCUUACCUGGUACACCAUUAAGUCGGGCAGAUUUAAGGGCUGUCAACAUCAACCUCUGCGACAUGUGUGUAAUACUGUCAGCCAAUCAGAACAAUAUCGAAGAUGCCUCUCUGCAGGAUAAGGAAUGCAUCUUGGCAACACUCAACAUCAAAUCUAUGCAGUUUGAUGACAGCAUUGGGGUCUUACAGGCUAAUUCCCAAGGUUUCACGCCUCCUGGAAUGGACAGGUCAUCUCCAGACAGCAGUCCAGUACAUGGCUUCGUGCGUCAGGCAUCUGUCACCACCGGAUCCAACAUCCCCAUCAUCACAGAACUAGCUAAACCUGGCAAACUACUGCCAUUGGUUUCACUCAGUCAGGAAAAAAAAAGUGGAACCAGCAUACAAAUGAUAACAGAGCUGGUGAACGACUCAAACGUUCAGUUCCUGGACCAAGAUGAUGAUGACGACCCAGACACAGAGCUGUACCUCACUCAGCCCUUCGCCUGCGGCACCGCCUUCGCUGUCAGUGUACUCGACUCCCUGAUGAGUGCGACAUACUUUAAUGAUAAUAUCCUCACGCUGAUUCGAACGCUGGUCACAGGGGGAGCCACGCCAGAGCUGGAGGCUCUGCUGGCUGAAGAGAAUGCUCUCAGAGGAGGCUACAGCACACCGCAAACUCUGGCCAACAGAGACAGGUGUCGCGUCGCCCAGCUAGCCCUCUACGACGGGCCAUUUGCCGACUUAGGGGAUGGCGGCUGCUAUGGAGAUUUAUUCUGCAAAGCACUGAAGACGUACAACAUGCUGUGUUUUGGAAUCUACAGAUUAAGAGAUGCACAUCUCGGUGCACCAAGCCAAUGUACAAAACGAUAUGUGAUCACAAACCCCCCGUACGAAUUUGAACUGGUGCCCACCGACCUGAUCUUCUGCCUAAUGCAGUUCGACCACAACGCCGGCCAGUCCCGGACAAGUUUGUCCCACUCUUCCCACUCCUCCCAUUCCUCCAGCAAAAAGAGCUCGUCCGUGCACUCCAUCCCCCCAUCGAAUCGGCAGAACCGCAGCAGCAAGACCCGGGAGUCCCGCGAAAAACAGAAUGCAACAAGGAUGAAUAGAAUGGGCCAAGAAAAGAAAUGGUUUACAGAUGAACCAGAAAAUGCCUACCCAAGGAACAUUCAGAUCAAGCCCAUGAGCACUCACAUGGCCAACCAAGUCAACCAAUACAAAUCCACUAGUAGUCUGAUCCCACCAAUCAGAGAAGUUGAAGAUGAAUGCUGAACACCAGGCUUUCUUGCUGACUCACCAGACAUCUGUACGCUCUUUACGAAAGAGAUUGGAAGAGAUCACCAAAGGAGGGAUGAUGAUGAUGAUGAUGAUGAUGAUGAUGACAGAGGUGGUGAAGAUUGACACAUUUCUCCUCACUCAUUCUUCUAAUUGAGGGUUGGACAGGAACCCAGACUGGGAAGGGACCUCCUAUGUGUAUAUGUUUAAUGUUACUUCCAUGCUCUUGGACAUUUGUUUUAUUUAUUUAUGUGUCCAUAGAAAUGUAAAUAAUGACAAUCAAAUAAGGAUUGUACAGCCCCUUCCCUCUAGCACUUUUUGGAAUUAUUUUGAGAGUUGACAAAAAAAAAAAAGAGUACUUCCUGUAAUUCUUUGCAAUAGUUCACCUCUUCAUGUGACCAGACUCCAUGGCUGAGGUGACUGGUUAUUGGAGGAUGAGGGUUGCAGCGAUAAACUGAUCAUAUCAUCUCCCAAAGAUUCACUCAGUUGCGUCACAUCAAACCAGCUGGGUUCAUCGCCGUCAUAUCUCCCGUCUGCUUCUGUUCUAUUUGCACUAAAACUGAACAAGUUUCUUUCCACAGAACAACUGGAAACAUCAACACCCCCACCUCCCCACGCCACCUCUGAGUAAAGAGUCUCUGAGGAGAUGACGGAGGAAGGGAAAGGAGGAAGGGCUGCUUGGCUUUGGAGGCAUACUAAUUUUGUUCUCAGUUUGUUACUCAUCGUGUCAUUGCUUUAAGGUUUUGCUGUUUCACCUUGACUCACCAUGUUGAGUGAGAUCAUUCCAGGCCUGGAAAAAAAAAAAAAAAAGGAAAUCAAAUAUUGCAAAUUGGUAAUCUAAAAACUCAAGACAAUGGUGCAGUGUUGGUGCAUGCUGGCUGGAUGGAGAGCUCGAGUCUUCUGCUGAUGUGUCAGAUACCUGUGCUUGAGCCCAGUAGAUAUCGUGGUUGAUCAGCCUGAAUACAUGAAAAGGAUUAAAAAAAAACCAAACAAAAACCUGCUCUGUCCUUCAUGCAUUCAGGUUUAUGUAUAAACUGUGUGUAUGUGUGUGUCGUAUUACAGCCACUUGUCCUUCUGAUGCUGCACUGUCACUCCCCACCAACACUGAUUUGUAUGUGAUGAAGCACCUUUGAGGGAACGGCAUGUUUGGAGAAAAAAAAAAGUCACAAUAGACACAAACAGUAAGAGAUAAUAAAUCAUUUGGAUCUACUAACAAGGCAUCGAGUUGCAUCCAAAACCAAACCAAAAUAGCCAACUAUGAUUGAGCAUAUCUAACAUGAACAGCAGCUGCAUGGCGUUAUAAAUGUAACAGCAUUGGGAUCACUCAGCAAAGUGGUGUAUUGACUGUAACAUAAAGUUAAUAUAUGAGGAAAGAAAUGCCACAUAUUGCGUAAUAGUGGGCAUCAGUGGGUCCUCCUUUGAUCGGAGCAACUGCCUGGCACGGGGUUGGCACAGAGGCAGUAAAGAGCUUGGAUGUUCUCUGUCGCCAGCCCAGAUGUCGCACGCCAAGCUGCUGUGUUCAGUCCUCGAACACGAGGAAAUGCUCAAGCAUAGUUGGUGGAAAUGCAACAAAUGCCACAGGCACAAGGACAAGGAAGUGGAACCUGCUCGGGGUGCAACAUGAGUGUAUUUUCUGUAUGCUAACGCGCUUAUAGAGCCAAACGAGGCUGCUGCACAGAUGGAGGAUUGACCCGGUAGCCUCGUACUCCUAAUAGUCAACCUUGUCCAAGAAAAAAGUAGUGGGAUUUAUACAUUUCAGCAUAAUUAUUUUAUAUCCAUAAACAUAAUCAAUUUGUACUUAUUUUUCUAGUCAAGAGCAAAGUUAAAAGUACUUUAGGAGAAGACUAAAUUGAUAUAUUUAAUUACAACUACAUAUCAAAAGAUUUUAUGUUGGACUGUCACUUUAUGUCACGUAUACUAAAACAAAUGAUUAUUUUUUUAUCACCCUAGCCCCUCUCUGACAGACUGCAUCACUCUGGAGCUAACAUAGCUUAGACUAGCUUGCAUUGUGAAAACAUCUUCAGCUUGGCAGCUCAGCUCUGUUGAGUGCUUGUAGAAAUAAAUUUAGGCUAAUCGGAAGCCUCCUUUGGUUGCACAGAUGCAGUGUCUACUAAAUAAUGUGUCUACUACUAAGCGUCCCUUGCUGAGAACAUGCAUAAAGGGAAGAAAGGCGUAAAGGAGUUAUGUUUUGGGGGAGGGGGUAAAUGUACUUAACUAAGGAGUGGAUUAGAAUGGUUAAUAAUGACGGGAUGAAUAGAAAGUUUCUCCCACUGUGUGCAGACCAGAACCGAACAACCUUUAUUAGAUGACUGUGACCUAAAUUAGGUCCCUAGCAUGGAGUAGGAGUGUGUACACUACCGCACAGUGUGCUGGUAUUUUCCACAGAAUAUGACCGGGAGACGCUGUUCGUUUAUUGCAGCGAUCCUCCUCUAUAGAUUGUAAAGAGAACGUCAUUCUGAAAAUAGAAAACAAUUUUGGAAAAUUGAAAAGACGAUACUGUGCUUAAUAUGUUUGUGUAAACUCAACCCAUGAUAUAGAUCACAUUUCUUUCUCAAUCAAAAUGAUCUGAGCCUCAGUGUCCGUCUAUUGGGUGUGGUACAACUAUGCUGAAGCCUCAUACACAUUGUCCUGAAGUGAACUUUUGAACUGUGAUUACAUCGUUGUCACACAUUGUAGCAAAUAGGUUUCUUUUCGGAAAAAUAUGUGAGUAAAAUGUACGUAUAAUUGGGUUGUUAACGGCAUACUUUCUAGCCUGAACUUUAAGGAAUUAAUAUUUGGUAACGUCGGUCACUCAUUCUACAUAAAAAUCGACAAACUGAUUGUUCUGUUGAGAAAAAAAAGAUGAAUAUGUAUCUCAAAAAAAUAAAAGAUCUUGGUUUAUUGUAGGAAUACGGAGACUAUUCAAGUACUGUACGUGACACAUGGAAAGGUUAGGCAGAAUUUGAUCAGCCAUCACGAAGAUGGAAGGUAGCACCAAUUCAGCAAUUAUCGAAAGACAGGACAUCCUUCGUUUUCCUGUUUCUAUUACUUUGCUUUGUAACAGGGUUUACAUUCCAUUUUGUCAGCUCAUCAUUAUCUGUCACAAACUGUCACAACUGCUUCUUAUUUGUUUACAGAAUAUUUUUGAGGCACUUAAACCUAGCAAAGUGGUACAUGCUGCAAACUGGCAUAAACUCACAAAGUAAUGCACCAUUUACUUUCAUUAUACUUGAUUACUGUGCUUUUUUUUUUUUUUUUUUUUUUUUAGACCUGAACCCUCAUUGCACAACUCAUUCAGGCUGGCAUUACUCACAACACUGGACUGAGAUGUCUCUCCUUCCUACAUCUUUUCAGAUGUUCUUCGCAUUGUAUACCUCUAAAGUUUUUAGAGUGUUUUUUUUUUUUUGAAGUGCCAUGAAGAGUUCAGUUGAGCAGGCAUCCUUCAGUCAUUCAGGGACACAGGCUUCCUUUAAGGGAGUCCACGUGUUUUCCACUGUGAGAAUAAAGUCUUGUACUGACAUGGAGAACAUCCAAGCCAUCAAUGCCUCCAUGCCAGUAUAGUGCCAGGCAGUGCAGGAGGUCAAGAGGAGGGCCCAUAUUAAGUCCCACUAAAGCGAAAAGUGGCAUACAGGAGGCCCGAGGGGCUGAUGGGGCAGAUGGAUACAAGCUUCAGUCAAUAAAUCACACAUGUCCUAUCUGCCAGAUGCUUUGUUAAAGGUUAGCAGGUUGUGUCAUACAGUGUAAUGAGAUAUGGAUGACUGAAAGAUGCACAGAUGUGUUGUUAUCCACUGAACGAAUCAAAAGACUCUGACGCGUCAUAUGUUACUGUUACAGUAUGUUGCAUUAUUUUUGUUAAUCUAUUUUUUUGCUGUAAAGGAUGGAAAUGUACUAGAUAUAUAAUAGAACAUAAAAUACUUAUGGGGAUAGGAGGUGGGUCUCAAGUCUUAAUAAUACAUGAAAACUGCAUUCAGCAUUUUUUUUUAAAGAAAACUUGCUUUUUUUGGCUGCCUAUCAGUUCAGGAAGAAUUCAGGAUAUUGCUCUUGUUUAUCACAGAUAGGAUUUCUUAGUACAUCAUCAUUGCAGCAAACGGAAGUUUGACACAGCAGUCUAAUUAGUUUGGAUGCGUUCAAGAUGUGAUGGAUAAAUGGAUUAUUUGAUGGUGCUGAGUUGAUCUACCUGACUCUGUCAAAUAUAAUCUGCUGAUAAAUAUACUGUCUUGUACAAAAAAAUUGUACAUAGAUUGUACAUGGUUUCUUUUUGUAUUUUUUCUCAAAUUAAAAUGGAUGUAUUUGUGUUCUAAA